This is a messenger RNA of Paramacrobiotus metropolitanus, 5369 nucleotides long. RefSeq names its product DNA topoisomerase 2-alpha-like. The transcript has 24 exons. Gene Ontology annotation, cellular component: nucleus. The record is from RefSeq and is a predicted model, not a curated record. Lineage: Eukaryota; Metazoa; Tardigrada; Eutardigrada; Parachela; Macrobiotidae. The coding region runs from base 264 to 5054 and encodes 1596 amino acids. Gene Ontology annotation, molecular function: DNA topoisomerase type II (double strand cut, ATP-hydrolyzing) activity; ATP binding; DNA binding. Gene Ontology annotation, biological process: sister chromatid segregation; DNA topological change; resolution of meiotic recombination intermediates.
GCUUGCAGCCAAAAUGCCAGCCAUGCGUCUGCACUUUUUAUUUGCGUUUAGUUUUGGUUCUCGGUUUGUUAUCAUUGUGAUAAAAUUUUAAAGCGGUAAUUUACGGAUAUUGAUGUCAUUCCUCAAUGUUUCGUUUGGCUAGCGGGUAGUUUUUCCUGCACAAAACGUCUGGACGUUUUUCUUCUAUUAGAACUUUUCUGUUAUGGAUGUCUGAUCCCUGUGUUUAAGUUCGAGUGCAGCGAUUCGUUAACAACUUAACGGUCAUGUCGUCAGAGGAGGACGAGUACGUUCCUGGUGGUUCAGGUUCUCCAAAGAAGACUAAGGCUACCAAAAAGAAGAAGGCUGCAGCAUCAUCCGAAGAUGAAGGAGAUACUGACAAUCAACCAACAAAGAAGGCCCGCACCCCCAAAGAGAAGAAAGCCAUUGAGAAGAUCUACCAGAAGAAAUCGCAGCUGGAGCACAUUCUCAUUCGUCCCGAUACGUACAUUGGCUCGACAGAACUCGUGUCGCAAGAGAUGUGGGUCUACGAUACCGAGGAGAAGAAGAUGGUUUUUCGCGAAAUAAAAUUCGUUCCCGGACUGUACAAAAUCUUCGACGAGAUAUUGGUAAAUGCGGCGGAUAACAAGCAGCGCGACCCAAAAAUGUCCAUGAUCAAGAUUGCCAUUGACGCGGAGAAGAACCAGAUCUCUGUCUGGAAUAACGGGCACGGUAUUCCGGUCGUGGAACAUAAAGAAGAAAAAAUGUUGGUUCCCACAAUGAUCUUCGGUCAUUUGCUGACUUCGUCCAAUUAUGAUGACGACGAGAAGAAAGUGACCGGCGGACGAAAUGGAUACGGAGCCAAGCUGUGCAAUAUCUUCAGUAAUAAAUUCGUUGUGGAAACCGCUUCGAAGGAGUACAAGAAGAAAUUCAAACAGGAAUGGUCGAAAAAUAUGGGAAAGGCUGGAGAGCCAAAAGUGGACUCGUUCAGUGGCGAAGAUUACACCAAAGUCACUUUCGAGCCUGAUCUCAGCAAAUUCAAGAUGGCAGUACUGGAUAAAGACACUGUGGAUCUUUUAUCGCGGCGGGCGUACGAUGUUGCUGGAACCAGUGGAGGCGUUAAAGUGUACCUCAAUGGAGAGAAGCUACCGAUCUCUAAUUUCAAACAGUAUGUUGAACUGUAUACGGCCAAUAACACCGACGAAAUGGGAAAUCCCUUGAAAGUUGUAACUGAGAAGGCUAACGAAAGGUGGGAGGUUGCGGUCACUUCGAGCGACACUGGAUUUAAUCAAGUCAGCUUCGUCAACAGCAUCGCUACCACAAAGGGAGGACGCCAUGUGGAAUACAUCACUGACCAAAUCACCAAGGCAAUGAACGAGGUUAUCAAGAAAAAGAAUAAGAGCGGUGCUGAGAUUAAACCAUUUCAGAUUAAAAAUCACCUGUGGGUGUUCGUUAAUUGCCUCAUUGAAAAUCCGACAUUCGAUUCUCAGACAAAGGAAAAUAUGACCUUGCAAGUCCGCAGUUUUGGAUCUAAAUGUCAGCUGUCCGAUAAAUUUAUUGGAAACGCAUUGAAGUCUGGAAUAAUUGAAAACAUUCUUGCGUUUGCGAAGGCGAAGGCAGAGAGCCAAAUGGGAAAGAAGAUUCAUGGUGCCAAAACCGCUAAACUUCGUGGUAUUCCUAAACUGGAGGACGCUAACGAUGCUGGAACGAAAUAUUCUUCGGAUUGUACUCUGAUUUUAACGGAGGGAGACUCAGCUAAGGCGUUGGCGGUUUCAGGAUUCAGUGUAGUUGGGCGCGACAAGUAUGGUGUGUUCCCGCUACGUGGGAAAUUAUUGAACGUCCGCGAAGCUACUCCAAAACAGUUGAUGGACAAUGCCGAAAUCAACAGUAUUGUCAAGAUUUUGGGCCUCCAGUAUAAACGAAAAUACGAUUCAGAGCAGGAUUUGAAGUCACUUCGUUACGGAAAACUGAUGAUCAUGACAGAUCAGGACCAAGACGGCUCUCACAUCAAGGGGCUGCUUAUCAAUUUCAUCCACUUUAACUGGCCUAGUCUCUUAAGACAUGUUUUUCUUGAAGAAUUUAUCACUCCAAUUGUGAAGGCGACCAAGGGGAACGUAGAGGAAUGCUUUUACAGCCUACCAGAACUGGAAGAAUGGAAAGCGAAUCGCACGGAGAGCGAGUUGAAAAGAUACAAGAUCAAAUAUUAUAAAGGAUUGGGUACUAGUACCUCAAAGGAAGCCAAAGAGUACUUUUCCAACAUGACGCGGCAUCGGAUUGGGUUUCGAUACGGUGGAAAGGACGACGACGACGCUAUUGAUUUGGCGUUUGCGAAAAAUAAAGCAGAUGCCAGGAAAGAUUGGCUGACGAAAGGAAUGGAAGAACGUAAGCAACGCAGACUGGAGGGUCGUGGCGAGGUUUACCUCUACACGAAAACCACAAAGUCUGUGACGUUUAAAAAGUUCGUGGACGAGGAGCUGAUUCUGUUUAGUAACAUGGAUAAUGAGCGAUCGAUCCCUUCGCUUGUUGAUGGUUUGAAGCCUGGCCAACGGAAAGUGCUUUUUACGUGUUUCACGCGGAAGAAAAAAGGUGAAGCGAAGGUGGCCCAGUUAGUCGGUUCCGUCGCUGAAAAGUCCGCUUACCAUCAUGGCGAACAAUCACUUAUGUCAACGAUUGUUGGAUUGGCUCAGAAUUUUGUUGGAUCGAACAACAUCAACCUUCUUCUUCCACUAGGACAAUUCGGUACUCGUCUGCUUGGUGGAAAAGAUGCUGCCAGUGCUCGAUACAUCUUUACCAAUUUGAGUCCAAUGGCCAGAGCCGUAUUCCAUCCGCACGAUGAUCCACUGUUAAAUUAUUUGAACGAAGAUAACCAGAAAAUCGAGCCAGAGUGGUAUAUUCCCGUUGUGCCUAUGGUAUUAAUUAAUGGUGCCGAGGGAAUUGGAACCGGGUGGAUGACGAAAAUUCCGAAUUAUAAUCCACUGGAUAUUGUCGCAAAUUUAAGAGCUUUGAUCCGUGGAGAUGAAAUUAAACCCAUGAAACCAUGGUAUAAGGGAUAUCGCGGUGAAAUUUUGCCAGUAGAUCCAACUCGUUACUUAACUAACGGGGAAGUGGCAGUUCUUGAUCAGGAGAAUUCGAUUGAAAUAACGGAACUGCCUAUUCGGACUUGGACUCAGAACUACAAAGAAGCGGUUGUCGAGCCUUUGCUUUUAGGCUCUGAAUCCAAAGAUGGUAAAGGAAAGCCUCCCCAGAUUCAGGAUUACAAGGAGUACCAUACGGAUACUACCGUCCGUUUCGUGAUUCGAAUGUCAGGGCAGAAGUUUGAGGAAUUCCAAAGGGAAGGAUUUCAUAAGACAUUUAAACUCCAGCAGACCAUCUCUAUGAGCAGUAUGGUUCUGUUCGAUUCCAAUGGAGUGAUUCGCAAAUACGAUAAUGUCAGUGACAUCUUGCGUGAGUUUUUUGAAGUUCGAAUGACAUUCUAUGGAAAAAGAAAAGAUUUUCUUGUGGCGCGUCUGUCGGCUGAGGCCUUGAACCUUGAGAAUCAAGCUCGAUUUAUUGACGAAAAAAUUAAGGGGAAAAUCACAAUAGAAAACGUCAAAAAGAAAGACUUGAUCAAUAAAUUAAAGAAAGCUCAGCCACCUUAUGAUUCGGAUCCGGUCAAGACUUGGAAAAAAAAAUUUGGAGUGCCGGAAGAUGAAACUCCUACCGCGGAUGACGAUGACGGCAAGAAAAAAACGGAUGAACCAGAGGAAGCCGGAUCGGAUUUCGACUACAUUCUUAAGAUGCCUCUUUGGAGUUUAACGAAUGAACGAUUUAUGGAUCUCAUGGAGAAACGGGAUAAUAAGAAUGAAGAGUUAUCAGCUCUUCGGAAGAAGACACCCUCGGAUUUGUACACGGACGAUUUGGACGAGUUCGAAUCCCGUCUGAAAAAAGUGGAAGCUGAAGAAGCCGAUGCAGAAGCUUUUGUGUCACCCACCAAAAAACCUGCUGGCAGGGCUAAAGGCCAGAAAGGACGAGGAGCUGUUGCGAGCAAAGCCGAUACGCUCCCUUCUGUGUACGGAACACGGGUUGAGCCAGUUGUUGAUACUGCCACUAUUGCGAAGUUUGAGAAAGCCAAAGAAUUAAAAGAUCGAAAAGCGGCUGGCAUAACGGUACCCCGAGCUCGGGCCAAGAAACCCGCUGAGAAUGGCGAAAACCCCACCUCAUCUGAAGCACCGAGUUCUGAUAAGCCGACAGGAGAGGAAAAUGGUGGCGUCAAACAGCCCAGUAAAGCGGUAGUUAAUGGAAAAGAUAAGAAAAAACCGGAAAAGAAAGCAAAGAAGAUAGGUUCUGAUGACGAGUCUUCGUUUGAUUCCGCUGACUUGACUGACGAUGAUGAUGAAAUCAUGCUAAACGACAGCGAAGAUGAAUAUGUCGAGAAGGUGCCAAAGAAAAAGCGUGUUUUCACAUCGGAUGAUGCGGGAGAAACGUCAACGGAAAGCCCACUAAAAAUAGCAAAAGUGGACGAAGAUAGAUUAUCGAUUGAAAUUGACGAACCAGAAAUUUCUUCGAAAAGUGUUUCUAAUCCUUUGAAAGUUGCUGAUAAGAUGGAGCCUGCGGAAAAUGGUGCGAAGAAGGAUGUUGUACCUAAGGACCCUAAAACUUUCUCUCUUGAGAAAACAAAGGAGCCCGGCAAGCUGGCAGCGGAAAAGAAGCCUUCGGCGCUUACCAAGAUCGUGCAUUUGUUGUCAUCAGAUGACGAAGACGAUUAUCCCUCAGGAAAGAAAGCACCAGCCAAGAAGUUAGUGAAGAAGAAGGAACCUGCAAAGAUUCUCUUAAAAAAGGCGGUUCCCGAUAAGGUUGUCAAAGCAGGCCCCUCUGAAAAGCCAGGGACUUCAACCAGCCACGCUAAACGGGAAAGUAGCGAAGAGAUAAUUCCUGUUGCUGCAACAAGGGCCCCUGUUGACAAGAUGCGCGUGUUUGAUUUGGAUGACGAAGAUGAGAUUGUUCCCGCUCGCAAUCGCACCAAUCGAGCAGGUGCAUCUAAUAAAAAAUACGCUUUUAGUGAUGACAGCGACGAGGAUUACUUUGGAGGUGUCAAUUAGCGGCGCGUACUUAUCUCUGGUCGUUUUAAUGUUGAUCUGUUUAUUUUUAUGGUUUGAAUUCGCAUCGCGCCCCAGGAUUGGUUGAUCUCUCUUGAUCAUGUGUUAUGCCGCGGUUGUUUACGUUUGAAGGCGCAUUUUAUGUUCCACGGAAUCCAGAAAACGUUGUUUUCUAUUUAAGUCAAUGUUUUUUAUGUGACGUUUUCAGUUCAGUUGUCUGGAAUUUUCAUUUUUCAGCUGAACAGUACAUUGUGCUGCCCAUCGAUCAGCUGGUAUUUAUUGUUUAUCGUCCAAAUUUGAGUCAAAAAGCACUGUCGA